AUCAAGCCCCCGACUACAUAUUUUGGUGCAUUACGAGACGCCGUCGCAUGAGCCAUGUCCGAAUUUUUCUGACCUGCCGUUGCUGGAUCCAUCACUCCUGAAGUCCCACGUAUGAGUCAGUGCGGCUUGCCGACAUUCGUGAAUAUAAGGGCGCGUUUGUGGAACACCGUGACCUCUAUCCCGCGCUCUUCAGGUACCUGGGGAAAUCUUGUCUCUGUUUCUCGCAAUCGCCACUACUCUUCAGCAGCCGACAUGGCGGACGCCGUUGAGCUUCACUACUUCUUCGACCCGCUCUGCGGCUGGUGCUAUGCGAGCGCUCCAGCCCUCGAGGGCCUUGCCGCGCGGUAUCGAGACUUGCUCCGCAUGCGGCCGUCAGGCUUGUUCACGAGCGGAUUUCCCGUCUCGUCCAUGGCGGAUAUGGCCUGGCGCAACGACCAGACCAUACAGCAACUGACCGGACAGCGCUUCACCCAGGAAUACCGCAAAAGCGUCUUGCUCGCUCCGAACGGCAUCUUCGACUCCUGGCCCGCGACGCUGGCACUGGUCGCCGUCUCAGAGAUCGACCGAGCUCUGGAACCACGUCUUCUCCAUCAGCUUCAGAUUGCCCGCUACGUGGAGGGACGGGAUACUUCAAAACCGGCCGAGGUCGCAAAGGUCGCCGCUGCGUCAGGGCUUGGCCUCGACCAGUCUGAAUUUGAAAAGAGACUGGUGAAUGAUGAGGCGCUCAAAGCUCGAGCGCUGCAACGUAUCGAGCACACACAGCGCGACCUUGACAAGCUGGGCAUCCAGGGAGUUCCACAACUCGUCGUCAUGUCGAAGAGCGGUGGCCCAGCCCGGGUUGUUGAUGGCCAAGCUCUCCACAAAGGUCCGGAAGCCGUCUUCGCUGUGUUGGACAAGAUUCUGCCAACAGCACCCAAGACCAAUUAAGCUCGUGUCCCAAGAAUUCCGAAAACCAAUUGUUCUUGAAAACUGAUGGGAAAUCAAAAACUUUGAAAAUCUCUGAAGAAAAGCCCUGGGUUUCACUCGCUUAUUUCUCUGUCCUCCUGGGAAGCAAAGCCCCCCUGGGCCUACCAAACCGGAAAAGAGCCCUGGAGCUCUAGUACCUAAGGAUUUCACCUACUUAUUAUUCCGCUCAAACACGGAAACUACCUUUACUGUACCUGGGAAAAAGCUUUGGACUGCGGCGAACCUUGGCGGUCAGAUAUGACACUACUGUUUAAUGCACAAGCGUUACUUGUCACGUUUAUCACAUGUUCAGAGGCACCGCAUAUCCAUUGACGUAUGUACAAAUGAAGGGUGGAAUCUUUUGCUUUCUGAGACCCUUCUUCCCAGAUGAGAUCAACUUGAGCACAGACGGGGUCGAUCAGACAAGAACAUUGCACGUCAUUUGGCCAUUGAUUGGCUAUCCCCGA
This is a messenger RNA of Diaporthe batatas, 1412 nucleotides long. RefSeq lists its product as uncharacterized. The transcript is spliced from 2 exons. The coding region runs from base 112 to 927 and encodes 271 amino acids. Lineage: Eukaryota; Fungi; Ascomycota; Sordariomycetes; Diaporthales; Diaporthaceae. The record is from RefSeq and is a predicted model, not a curated record. Gene Ontology annotation, molecular function: oxidoreductase activity.